Molecule: messenger RNA, 1623 nt
Organism: Rubroshorea leprosula
Lineage: Eukaryota; Viridiplantae; Streptophyta; Magnoliopsida; Malvales; Dipterocarpaceae
Source: the annotation of a GenBank genome assembly
GAAUGCGACUCGUUCUUCUUUUUCUCUCCUCUCCCCUGCCAUCUCUUUCUUGAAACAUACAUAGUUCCUGCAAGAUUAACUGCUUUGAUUAAAUACUGGUACCUGCCUUGUAACUCCAAGUUCCAGUUUAUCAGGAAAGAUAACUUCAGAUGGGAUUUCCAAAUUAGAAGGUACAAGCAUUGGACCUGACAGAGAACAUCCAAAAUGAUAUUAACCCUUCUGAGGAGAGGUACCGUGGUCAAUCGACAUUCCCUGUUAAGAGUUUGCUGCUUUUGCUCGAGAGCCUCCAACAUCAUUGGUAAAGAGGGUAACCGGGAAGUUGCUUCAACAAACUACUCUAGUAGGAUCCAUCUUUCACCCUUGUUCAGUGAUAGCACUCCUCAGUCAGCACGUUAUGACAUUGAGGUUGUGGACAAUGAUACUUGGCAAGUUUCAUCUGAUCUAGCUCACAAUUGGCGAGGUUUUGAUACAAAAAUCAAGUCUACAUCUUUUACCCAACAGGCUGAUCAAAAGGUAGAAUAUGAUUCUCCUGUUACUGUUGGUGAUCAUGAUUUUGAUGAAAUUGAUAAUAUGAGAAUUCGUGGCAAUCUUUUCUAUAAGAUUGAUCGAGGUUCCAAAGAGUUUGAGGAGUACAGUUAUGACUUCCAUAGGAGGAAAACCUCAAAGAAGAUGGAUGAUCAAAUUGGAAGUGAAAAGAAGGAAUCUUCGAAGAAAAAGGAUGAUCCUAAGGAAGGUAAGAAGAAGGAGAAGAUUGGUGCUAAAUCAGCCUCUGGAGGGGAAAAACCACUCAAAGUGGUAAAGAAUGGAAGUGAUACUGAUAUUAUUGGUAAAGUGGAGACUUCUAGCAUGGGGGAAAAGAAGGUUAGAACACCAACCUUUAAUCAACUCACAGGUCCAUACCAUGAACCAUUUUGCCUAGAUAUUUACAUAUCGAAAGCAUCUGUUCGAGCAUGCAUUGUUCACCGAGCAACUAGCAAGGUUGUUACCGUGGCUCAUUCUAUUUCUAAGGACAUGAAAUUUGACCUGGCUUCCACUAGGAAUGCUGCUGCUUGUGCUACUGUUGGGGAAAUUCUUGCUCAGAGAGCAUUGGCAGAUGAUAUCCACGAUGUGAUUUACACACCAAGGAAAGGGGAGAAAUUGGAGGGAAAGCUUCAGAUUGUUCUUCAGUCUAUUAUUGACAAUGGUGUGAAUGUGAAAGUCAAGCUUAAGCAAAGAAGACCCAAGAAAGCAACCCAGGCAUCUAUAAUUUAAAAGCAUUUAUGUUGCUGCAUUGGCUUCUUUAUCUGCUCCAGUCUGUUAUCUCAUUCUGGCAUCAAACUGUUUGCCAGAAAACCUGCAUAAUGCAAGAUUAUGUCUCACGGUCUCAGCAAGCCAACACUCAUGCUUUCUCUCAUUGGAACAUGAAAUUGUUGCACUUCCUACAUAGCAUAUGAUUUGUAGGGAUAAAGACUAGUUGCUCAAUUUUGCCGACAUUGUGAGGUGGACAGACCCUGAAAGUGCCCCUGAAAGUGUCAAGAUUUUCCGAAUUCAGUUUUGCACCUUUCCAUCUCCCAGGAUAGCGUGCAAAUGGCAACAGGAUGCACGGAGUUACCACUUCAGGUGAAAUAUAAUCCUUGUGUCCAA